AUGAUCGUGCCGUAUCUUCGCCUUCAGCGACCUCCCUGUCGACAUGCUCGUUCCGAAGCCUCGGCGGCCUCGCCCUUGUGUGGUCACAAGGUGCAGAAGCAGGUGGCCGGCUUCAGUCUGUGCACCCUCGCAACGAUGCUGGGAGCCAUGGGGCGGAAGCCCAGACAGGCCGGGCAGCCCGCGAAAGUUUCCAUUGACGUCAAGGGAAGAGAGAGCUUGGCCGAAGUGGCAAGUUGGCUCAAAGAAGGGGCGCAAGUUGUCAUCGCAGUGACCAAUCAAGGACUCGAGGGUCCUGUGGCACGAGAGCUGCAACAGUACCAUGAAGUUUCGAGUGUGGUUGUGUCGAACCGGCUGUAUUUCCAGUGGCGUGGAGAAGGACGCAGCCCGGCAGUACACGGUGCCAGCCGCCUCAUCGUGCUUUUCGGGCUGGUGCAGGGGCACGAGUUGGCAGAGCUGAGAGGAUGUGAAGAUGUUCAUGCAGCCUUUGCGCAAAUGGUGGAGGAUUCUGCGCGUGCUCGCCUGCGAUCGGUGCUUCCGGCCUACAUGUCGCGACUGGCAGAACGGGCGGAUGACCCUGGUGCAAAUCCUCGCGGCCGAAAGAUUCGCUUCACAGCCCAGUGCCGUGUAAAUUACAGUGGCACUGAGAAGCAAGCCUUCGGUGCCCGUGCAGACUGGGUCCAGCUCAAGCGUGCAGUGCGAAGCGGUCUCGAGCGCGCUACUUCCUGGGCUCUGGAGCCACGCGCAGCAGCUGCCGAGGUAAAUGCCGUGGCUUUCUUCGCAGCCGAUCACGUGGCGUUGGGCAUUGAGGUCAGGGAAGUAGAAACUUAUCUGGCGCCGCCGUUUUCCUGGAGUCGACUUUCCCGGCCGGGGAUGCAAACGCAGAUUGCAGGAGCCAUGGCCGCAGUAGCUGCGGAGUGCAUGAUGGAUGCACGCGGUGAGGACACUCGCCCAAGCAUCGUGGUUGACCCGACAUGUGGCAUGGGAACCUUGCUCCUAGCUGCAGCACGCAUCUGGCCACAGGUCAGUCAGUGUCCUCUAAAGCUUGUUGGCCGGGACAUGGACCGUGGUCAAUUUCAGAAAUGCUUGUCCAACUUCGCAGCUUGCUGCGUGGAUGCGUCAGACGUACGCUUAGGUGAUGGCAGGGAUCCGGCUGCACUUGCUGACAUUGCUGAUGGGUCAGUCGAUGCCUUGAUCUGCGACUUGCCGAGUGGAGCUGCGCAUAAGGCCAGUUCAGACGAGAAGCCUGUUGCUCAUGGCUGUGGACAGGCCAGGAGGACGUUGCGUGCUCUUGUCCAACCGGAAGCAGCUUCUUGCGAGGACGCGGCUUCGAGGGCCACAUUUCGAGCAUAUUUGCUGCGUGGCAUUGGCAGGUGCGUCCCAGUUGGCCCUUGGAAAGAAGUUUGCUCCUGGGUGAUGGGGCGCGGCGAGGUGACUGGGGAAGUUGCGACACUCUCCACCUGCAAUCAUGACGCAUCCUGCAAGGCGAACAAGUUGAAGUUUCUCUUGCUCGUACUCGAACGCCCGCUCCUUACGGAGGUCAGUGAAGUAGAUGGCGAGAAGGCUGCGCCACCAGCCAGGCAACCACACGCAGCAGCCUUGUUUCAACAGUGGCUCAAGAGCGAAGUUAACAUGGCUGCCACGUCGGUCGCAGCUACAGACAUGGAAGACUUGGCAGCGGCCAGAGCCUUGAUAGAGCAGGGUGUGGACUUGACUGAGUUGGACUCCGAUAACUUUAAUUCUGCACUCCAUUGGGCUGCUUGGAAUGGCUCGCACGUGCUCGUGACAGACCUGCUCAAAGCACGGGCUUCCAUCCACCAGGCGAACCAGGAGGGCCUACAAGCUGUGCAUCUCGCUACUCGUAAUGGAAGACUGUCCACUCUGGCCGUGCUUUGGCGCCACGAGCACGGAGUUGUCACCGCACGUGACUCGGAGGGUGGGACUGCUGUGCAUCACGCAGCCAACCGCGGCUUCAUCCACAUUCUGGAGUGGCUGUACUUGCGGGGGGCCUCUGUGAAGUCUGCUGACUCCUACGGGCUAACGCCGCUCCAUUGCGCGGUGAUGGCUGGAAACAUGCUGGCGACGCAGAUGCUUUUAAGGCGCGGCGCAGACCCUCUAGCGGUUGAUGCGAAACAAAGAACCCCCCUUCAUUGGGCUGCUUUUCAUGGCCGUGGUGCCCUUGUCGAGUCGGCGUAUGGAAUUCACCCGAGUUCCUUUGGUGGCCUCGCGGCCUUUGAAGUCAAGGACUGCCAAGGCAAAAGGCCGCAAGACCUGACUCGAUGUAUGGACAUUUGUAUGAAGGCCCACCUGGCUCAUGCAAAGGCAUGGCACAGCCACGCAAAGACAGGUCAUGUGAAUCGCUUCUCUCUGAUGAAGCUCAUGCCGCGGCAGCCUAUGACCCUCUUCAUGGUAUUCCUGACGCCCUGCUUGCACAGCUUGAACUCGUUCCUGCUGCUGUGCGUGUUGGUUACGCAGCUUCAUCGCCUCGACUGCCUGUCACCAAAUGCUGCCGGGCUGGCAGGACUUCAACUCGCUGGACAGCUAAUCUCCUUCAGGCUGUUUUGGCGGUCAUGCUGGUCUGACCCUGGAUAUUGCGCAUCACACAUGCCAGACAACGCAGAAUCUGAGCCAGAGCCGCAUGCCCGGAUGAUGAGUUGCUCGGAUGAGUAUGCACGACUCGCAUCGUCGGAGGAAACCGAGCUUGAGCCGGCAGGCUGGGGCAAGAAAGCCUGUGUAGUUUGUGGGAGAUUGCGGACAAAGCGCUGCAAGCACUGCAGGCAGUGUGGACGCUGUGUAGCAAGAUUUGAUCACCACUGCCCUUGGCUGGGCAACUGCAUUGGUGAGGGCAACCUGGGUGUUUUCUUGCGGUUUCUUGCAUCAACUCUCCUGUCUCUGUUGCUUGCCCUCGGGCUUGCCUUCGAAGGCCUGGAGGCAGCCGGCCAGGCACUGCAAGAGGUGGAGGUGCCUCUGUGGUACAAUGCCGUCAUCAUCUUGAUGGCCAUUGACGGUCUUCUCGUGCUUUUUGUUGGCUGCGUUUUCGUUCGACAGGUGUUGCUGGCAGCUGCAGACCUCACAGAGUAUGAAGACUCUGCAGGAGAUGGGGAGCACCUGUGUGCAGUUCUGCGGAAGACAAGUGCUCGGAACCUCCUUGCCAACUACUUGAAGUGGGUUCUCUUCGGCAGCAAAACCGGCCAGGAGACGCGACAAGGCUUGCAGCAGCUCGACAUUGAGGCACAGUUGAGCUGGCGGGGUGCAACACCGGCGGAGAAGCAGGAACCACAAAAGAUGCCCGGGUUGCAGCUUGAAUGGCAUGGAGGUCAUGUUCAGGUUUGUUGGAUUGGCAUGGCUGACAAAGUCAGACGACUUUACGACGCAAUUGUGAUCGCCGCCGUUUUUGCUCAGAAACUCAAUAGCGGGCCUUCAUGGGUGCACGCAGAUAUGCGCAAAGGCCAGAUGAGCUUGGGAGAGCAACAUGUGAGCAAGAUGUUGCAGAAAAAGGCGGAUCGCCCCAACACAUGGGGCUUUGCAGGUCAGUGGGGUGCUCCUGCUGCUGCGCCUGCUGCCGGCGGAGGGCCGCUGAUCCCGCCUGCGGGCUACAAGGGGGCUGCCCCUGCGCCUUUCAGCAGACAGUCGCAGCCAUGGCAGCAGCAGCAACAUCAGUCUUGGCAGGGCCAAGUGCAAAAGGAGGACACGGGACCACCUCAAGUCCUCAUGUUGCAGCUCUUCCAGGAUGACCUGCGUGGGAUGCAAAGUCAGGUGCAGAAGUUGAGAUUCAUCAUGAUACGGACUGCCGCUGCUGAGUUGUCUGGAGCUGGCAGAUGUGAGCAGUGA
Symbiodinium natans is the source of this 3828-nucleotide messenger RNA. The record is from the annotation of a GenBank genome assembly. Lineage: Eukaryota; Dinophyceae; Suessiales; Symbiodiniaceae.